Glarea lozoyensis ATCC 20868 is the source of this 564-nucleotide messenger RNA. RefSeq lists its product as uncharacterized. The record is from RefSeq and is a predicted model, not a curated record. The coding region runs from base 1 to 564 and encodes 187 amino acids. The transcript has a single exon. Lineage: Eukaryota; Fungi; Ascomycota; Leotiomycetes; Helotiales; Helotiaceae.
AUGGAUUUUGUUGAGAGUGUCCACGCCGGCAUCGAAAUCAACAAACCUGUGCGCAUAUCUAUUGUGACAUCCAUGGAAACCCUACCAAAAUUCUAUUCUGGGGAGCUUCCUUUGCAGCCUAAUGAUUGUGUCGAGUAUACAGAGAACCCGGCAGGUAUAGAGAUGGCUCGUCAAAUCUACGAGUACCUCUUUGAGCGCAUCUCGCCCAAAUCACUGCGUAAGAUCGUCCGCCAUGCCUGCUACAUCGCAGACCGGCAACGGCGUCCUAUCCCCACGGUGGAAGAUGUAAUGUUGAAUGGCGAUGAAGAACUUGUGUUUACGAGCUAUGUGAUUACCUUUGACUAUCAGGUUCCUCUUGGCGACGAGGACCCGAACGCUGUGCAGCUCGUUGUUGAUGAGCAGUUAAGGGUGACGGGUCGACCUCACAGGCUGGCUAAAGAGAGGGCACGGAUCAAUCACACUUUGAAGAAGGUUCCUGGCAUGCCUGAUGAGUAUUAUGGGAGGAAGGAAUUGCUUGGUUUGAGGGAGGAUUUUUAUGGACAUGGAAGUGCUGUUGAGGAGUGA